UUAUGUAAAGUAUUGUAGUGCGCUUCAUUUUUUUCCACGCGAAGGGGUAACGUCGUUUCAGCAGCUAUGGCACCUGAAACGAGCUUGUUCCAUUUGCUGGACUUGUGUAUCGACGCCCCGCAGUUCAGCACAGUGAACUACUCGGCUCUGCACUCGCUGCUGAGCGAAAUCCUGAAACGCGUGGUCCCCGAGGAGAAAGAUGCGGUUGCCAUGAAAAGCGUGUGUCAGGACGAUCUGAAAGACUUCUUUGAGCUGAAGCAGUCCCUAGAUGGCUUGCAGAGUGAGUUCAAGGAACUGCAAGAGCAGCUGUCCCAGUCCGUAGCUCCAAUCCAGGACCAUCUCAAAGACAUCCAUGAGUCACAGGGUAACCUUCAGAGUGAGUUUAACGGGCUGCAGGAGCAGAUGUCCGUGUCUAUGGCUUCAGUGGAGGACCAUCUCAAAGAUAUAUAUGAGCUGAAGGAGUACCGUGAAGCCCUUCAGAGUGAGUUGAAGGGGCUGCAAGAGCAGCUGUCCCAGGACCAUUUCAAAGAUAUCCAGAAUCUGAAGGAGUCCCAGAUUGCCCUUCAGAGUGAGCUGAAGGUGUUGCAAGAGCAGCUGUCCCAGGACCAUCUCAAAGAUGUCCAUGAGCUCAAGGAAUCCCGGGGUGCUCUUCAGAGUGAGCUGAAGGGCCUGCAGGAGCAGCUCUCCCAGUUCAUGGCUCAGAUUCAGGACCAGAAAAAUGAAAUAGUUGAACUAAAGGAAUAUCGUGACGCCCUUCAGAGUGAGGUGAAGGGUCUGAAGGAAAAGUUGUCCCAGAGACGGGAACCAGAGCUGGAGCCGGGGCAGGAGGUCAGCCGGAUUCAGCAAGGGGCCAUCUGCCAUCCCUCUCCUGCAGACCUCAGCAAGAGGGUCGGCCAGCCGGAGGAGCAGCUCCAAGGCGUGAUGAUGGAGGGCAACGGCAGGACAGUAGAGGGCUCGGAGGUGAAGAGCUCGGAUGAUCUGGAGCCAGGUCAUAGGGACGGCAGGUUGCGGCAGGAGGGCACGUUCACUUCAUCUUCUGUGGAAGUCAGCAAGAGGGCUAGCCAGCAGUUCCAACACGAUGAAGAGGAUUUCAUGGCAGAGGGCAUCGGCAGGACAGUGGAAGGCUCAGAAGUGCAGGAGCUACUUAGCGAGCAUCCCGCACAAGCAAGCAUCCUGCAGCUUCAGAAACAGUGUGAGAAGCUCUAUGACACCACCCGCCUGCUAUUGGAAGGCCAAAGCCAGCAACAGAGGCAAAUUGAUCAUAACAACAGCAUGCUCCAAGAGUUGCUGCUCAAGAUUGAUGCACAGGAGCAGGAGUGGCACAAGACCACGGACAAAACCUAUGAUGAAAUAGACAGAAAGAUGAACGAGAAAGAGUUGGAAUUGAUGAAGAAAAAACUGGAGAACUGCUGGGAGGUUGUAUCUAAGGUGGUGCAGGUUCAGCCUGACUCAGAGCUGGAUAACGCCGCUGCCAUCAGGAAGCCACUCCCAUCCCGUUUUCACUGCUUAUCCUGCAACCGUCGUGUUGAUGUGGGCCCUGGACUGAAACCACCAACUUUGCCUGUAGCAUCAAGUCUGCCUUCACACAGACCCUUCCAUCUAAGGAAAGUGGAAGAGGUCCAGCACCAUUCCCAAAGUGAGCAAAUCCUAGACCUGCCAGUGUCCCAAAGUUGUGGAAGCAACCAAACUUCGACCCACCUCAGACAGCGCUACGCUCGCUUGCACCGAGGCAUGAACCACGACAAAGAGAAUGUGGAGAUCCUGGGAAAAGACGGACAUAUAUACAAGGGUUGCAGUAGUAUGAGAGGCAUGGAGCCCAGGCCACCUAACAUCCCCAAAGAAGCAUAUAGCCUAUCCCUGAGAGGACACUGUCCUUAGCAAGUGAGCCGCUUGAAUGAGACCACCGACAUCCAUCCCGUUCUGAGCUGGACGCUGCUCACCAGCUUCUAUAGACUCAGGAUGCAGAGACAGACUACAGGAGGGUGAAUCGACAGUGAUAUCACUGUAGGCAAAGACUGAGUGGAGGGCAUUUAUGUGAUGGAUACAACUCUUUAAUAAAUCAGUUUCAAAACACGAUAGCAUGAAGACUUUGUGUUUUACUGAGGGCAUCG
Messenger RNA from Scleropages formosus (Asian bonytongue), 2111 nucleotides. RefSeq names its product glutamine-rich protein 2-like. Bases 67 to 1878 code for a protein of 603 amino acids. The transcript is spliced from 16 exons. Lineage: Eukaryota; Metazoa; Chordata; Actinopteri; Osteoglossiformes; Osteoglossidae. The record is from RefSeq and is a predicted model, not a curated record.